Messenger RNA from Pipistrellus kuhlii (Kuhl's pipistrelle), 2981 nucleotides. RefSeq names its product solute carrier family 30 member 9 (gene SLC30A9). Gene Ontology annotation, cellular component: nucleus; membrane. The transcript is spliced from 18 exons. Lineage: Eukaryota; Metazoa; Chordata; Mammalia; Chiroptera; Vespertilionidae. Bases 143 to 1843 code for a protein of 566 amino acids. The record is from RefSeq and is a predicted model, not a curated record. Gene Ontology annotation, biological process: zinc ion transport; positive regulation of transcription by RNA polymerase II; transmembrane transport. Gene Ontology annotation, molecular function: monoatomic cation transmembrane transporter activity.
ACUUCCGGGUCACCGAGGCCGCCGGUGGCGGCGCAGGCGUCGUCGCUCGCAGGUACCUCGCAGGUACCCGGUCUAUGGAGUCCGUUGGUGCCGGCGCGGAGGCAGGAGACGCGGUCCGAGUAGGGGCCUGUGCCCCGCCAGGAUGUUGCCGGGCUUGGCCGCCGCCGCUGCGGCCCACAGACGGGGCUGGUCCUCCCUGUGCCGGCUCCGUCUGCGCUGCGGGGCGGCGGCCCGCGGCUCCGGCGAGCUCCAGGAAUGGCAGAAUUUGGUGACAUUUGGAAGCUUUUCAAACGUGGUUCCCUGUAGUCACUCAUACUUUUGUACACUGAGUCAAGUAAAGUUGUACUCUACGAAUGUUCAGAAAGAAGGGCAGGGAUCAAAAACUCCCCAAGUGGAAAAAAUACCAACAUUUGAUGAAGCAGCAGAACUCAAAGGUCCACUUACUAAGCAAGAACCUCUCCAAGUAAGAGUCAAAGCAGUCCUUAAGAAGAGGGAGUAUGGACCAAAGUAUACUCAGAAUAAUUUCAUCACUGGAGUGAGAGCAAUAAAUGAGUUCUGCCUUAAAGCCAGUGAUCUGGAACAACUUCGAAAAAUCAGACAACGAAGUCCCCAUGAAGAUACUGAAUCCUUUACUGUAUACUUGAGAUCAGAUGUGGAGGCAAAAUCUUUGGAAGUCUGGGGAAGCCCUGAAGCUCUUGCCAGGGAGAGAAAACUGCGUAUAAAAGCGGAAAGAGAAUACAGAGAAAGGUUAUUUAGAAACCAAAGCAUAUUAAGAGAAUAUAGCGACUUCCUUGGAAAUACCAAGCCACGUUCCAGAAUGACAUCAGUUUUUCUUAAGGGGCCAGGAAAGGUGGUGAUGGUUGCCAUUUGCAUCAAUGGAUUAAAUUGCUUCUUUAAAUUUCUUGCUUGGAUUUAUACGGGUUCAGCAAGUAUGUUCUCCGAAGCUAUACAUUCUUUAUCUGAUACUUGUAAUCAGGGUUUACUGGCACUGGGCAUCAGUAAGUCUAUUCAAACACCAGAUCCUAGUCAUCCGUAUGGAUUUUCAAAUAUGCGCUAUAUUGCUUCACUAAUUAGUGGUGUUGGUAUUUUCAUGAUGGGUGCAGGAUUAUCUUGGUACCAUGGAAUUAUGGGAUUGCUUCAUCCUCAACCAAUGGAAUCUCUGCUUUGGGCAUAUUGUAUUUUAGCAGGAUCAUUGUUAUCUGAAGGAGCAACACUUCUUGUUGCUGUAAAUGAACUUCGUAGGAGUGCUGCAGCCAAAGGAAUGUCAUUUUACAAGUAUGUAAUGGAAAGUCGUGAUCCUAGUACAAAUGUUAUUUUAUUGGAGGAUACUGCAGCAGUCUUGGGAGUGACAAUAGCAGCCACUUGUAUGGGCCUUACUUCCAUAACAGGCAAUCCACUGUACGACAGCCUAGGUUCUUUGGGUGUGGGCACCUUAUUAGGCGUUGUCUCAGCAUUCCUCAUUUACACUAACACCGAAGCACUGCUAGGGCGAUCCAUCCAGCCGGAACAAGUACAGCGGCUUACUGAACUCCUGGAGAAUGACCCAUCAGUAAGGGCAAUUCAUGAUGUUAAAGCCACAGAUUUGGGGCUAGGUAAAGUAAGAUUUAAGGCAGAAGUAGAUUUUGAUGGACGAGUUGUUACAAGAUCAUAUUUGGAAAAACAAGAUUUUGACCAAAUGCUACAGGAAAUUCAAGAAGUAAAAACUCCUGAAGAACUAGAGACAUUUAUGCUUAAACAUGGAGAAAAUAUUAUUGAUACUUUGGGAGCUGAAGUAGAUAGACUUGAGAAGGAACUAAAAAAACGAAAUCCUGAAGUUCGACAUGUUGACUUGGAGAUAUUAUAGAUUUGAUGGAAUGAAUCACUUCAGAGGGACCUUGGAAACAAGUUUGUUGAGCCUUCUUUCCCACAUUGAAGGAGUCAACGCCAUUCAGAAGCCACUUUUUUUUAAGAUGAAGGAAAUAUUUUAUGUAAAAGGGCAAUUCAACAAUCUACAGAACUAAAACUACUUCUUCUAAGAGACACAUUACAAAUUGAACCAGUUUGGAAAUCAAGUUUUUAUGUUUUAGUAGGAAACAGUUAACUUAAAUUGAUCACAAUUUCUUAUUUUGGCCUGUCAGAGUAUAUUGUACCUUACAAUCAUGUUUUCUUUCUUCAUAUUGGUAAAAAUAAGCAGCAUCCAUAGGGUUAUUAAUUUUAUUUCCACUGAAGACUUCACUCCAUCAAAACCUGCCAGUACUGAAUGUGUUGGCUAAAUCUUGGUUUGUGGUUUUUAAAGUCACACCGCUUCAGUCUGCCGUUAUAGAAUAUAAAAAUUAUUUUUACAUACCUUAUGAUUUUGCCCUGAGCACUAAGAGGGGCACUCUCCUAACCUGGUUAUCCAUAAAUGUUCAUUCCAGAAUGGGCUUGGUUACUGAAUUGAAGGAAGGCAUUUUAAUACAGCCUUUGAGGUCAUAGUAGUUGCCAUUUUGUAAAAUUUAUUAUUUCUCCUUUGCUUUCUUACUUGGUUUAAUUUUUGUGAUGGCAAAAGAAAAAACCCUAUGUUUCCAUGGGCCAGUGUAAUGACUGGCUUUUUGUUUUUUAACUGGCUUCAGUGCCAUCAUGUGUAUUUAUUAGGACAUAAUACAUUUAUAAGUAUUUUGACAUUCUGUAUAAUGGGCUAGAAAUAUUUAUAAUUUUAUAGAUAAGGUAACAUUUUACUUUUAAUUUAUUUAAAAAGGCACUACUUAUGUAAACCUGAACUGUGGGAUAUUUCUUGCUUUAAGAGAAAGGGAGAGAAGUAAAUCUCUUACGCAGAACUUGUGUCCUUGAUUUUUUAUAACACCAUAGUCUGUAGCAUGUCUGUAACCUGAGUUCCUCACAGUUACAAAUGGGCAUUUAGCAUAAAUAUGGCCAUAAGAUUAGGUAAGUAGCUUUCUAAUGAUCAUAAGGUAUCAAGGUGAAAAGAAAUACAAUUGAGUAAUUAAAAGUCUAGUGCAAAACUA